AAUAAAAAAAAAAUGGAAAAACAAAUAACAGACGAAAGAGGGGCUGACCGGCAGACUGGAAACUUCAGAGUUUUGCUUCAAUUCUAUCGCAGCCGAAUCAGAGAAGAGAUUUUGAACACGCUUGAUUUUCUUGCCCCUAUAUCAAAGCUUUUUCUGGCGGAGAAGUGUCGAUUCGAUCUAUCUCAGUUACUUCUCUUGUGCUGCAGGCUUGCCAACACAAGAGAGUUGGGGAAAAAAAAUUAAAGCUGAGCUUUCACCUGAUGGCGAGGAUCAAACCUCAAACAUUGCUACUUCAGAGCAAAAAGAAGAAGGGCCCUACUCGCAUCAGUGUCACUACUAUUAUUACUUGCAACUUAAUUGUCGUGUUGAUUAUGUUGUGCUUAGUUGCUACCUAUAGACAUUGGUCUCACAGGUCCAGGAAUGAACAAGGAGAGUAUGGCUUACCAAAUCACCAGGAUGUGGAUUCGAAGAAAUUUGAUCUUCCUGGUUAUGCUAUUCUAAACACUGCGAAAGGUUCGAUUACAGUGGAGCUUUACAAGGAUCGUUCUCCUGAGAUUGUGGAUAAAUUCCUUGAUUUGUGUCAAAAGGGGCACUUCAAGGGGAUGCCUUUCCAUCAUGUAAUAAAGAACUAUGUGAUUCAAGGGGGAGAAUUUCAGAGACUAGGAGCUGCAGAAUAUUGGACAUCAAAAGGAAAACCUAGCAAUCAAGUUACAAUAAGCUCCAGGCAUGAGGCGUUUAUGCUUGGAACUUCAAAGACUAAACAGGAUAGCAAAGGAUUUGAGCUUUUCAUUACUACUGCACCAAUUCCCGACUUAAAUGAUAAGCUUAUCGUGUUUGGACGGGUGAUCAAAGGGGAGGAUGUUGUUCAGGAAAUUGAAGAGGUAGAUACAGAUGAACACUACCGACCUAAAUCCCCUAUCGGAAUCAUUAAUGUUACUUUGAAGCGGGAGAUUUAAAGUCUUUGCCAUGUGCAAAAUGUUUCUCCAUCGCUGUGAUGCCUGUCUCAGGAAUCUUUUUCCACCAUGCUUGUCAUGGACAACAUGGUGCCUAUUUUUUUUUUCUCUCUCCUGUUGGGGAUAUCAGGCAAAGGUUUAAUAGAAGUUUUUUUUUUUUUUGGUGGGGGGGGGGGGGGGUGUGGAGGGGGUGGUACAAUGAGGUGAAACGAAAAAGUUUGAAAUCUGUUGUUAUUUGUUGUAUCUUGUAACUGUUAUGUCUUUCCCUUUUUGUUAAGGGUUAACUUUCAAUUGUUGGGACAGGGAGCCUUCUACGACACAGGUUGAAACUUGAGAACAGACCUAGAUUUUUGUUCUAUCCUUGAACUGACGGAGCUGUUGUACAUCGAGGUUAUGUUAAGCAUGUUGGAAUGAAUGUGGAAAUUUUCUUUC
Molecule: messenger RNA, 1385 nt
Organism: Macadamia integrifolia
Lineage: Eukaryota; Viridiplantae; Streptophyta; Magnoliopsida; Proteales; Proteaceae
Product: peptidyl-prolyl cis-trans isomerase CYP21-4-like
Exons: 8
Coding region: 261-956 (231 amino acids)
Biological process (GO): protein peptidyl-prolyl isomerization
Molecular function (GO): peptidyl-prolyl cis-trans isomerase activity
Source: RefSeq, a predicted model, not a curated record